This is a messenger RNA of Alosa sapidissima (American shad), 1296 nucleotides long. Its product is annotated as putative gustatory receptor clone PTE03. Gene Ontology annotation, cellular component: membrane. Lineage: Eukaryota; Metazoa; Chordata; Actinopteri; Clupeiformes; Clupeidae. The record is from RefSeq and is a predicted model, not a curated record. Gene Ontology annotation, biological process: G protein-coupled receptor signaling pathway. The transcript has 2 exons. Bases 187 to 1146 code for a protein of 319 amino acids. Gene Ontology annotation, molecular function: olfactory receptor activity; G protein-coupled receptor activity.
UGAUGCUGGCCUACAAAGACAGCUUGAGACUUGUGUUUGUCUUGCCUCCUCCUCCUCCUGCAAUCUCUCAGUGGAUCUUUGUUUUGUGUGUAUGUGUGUGUGUGUUGGGGGGCUGACAAAGAAAAUAGGGUAUAAAUAGUUUGGCAACACAGGUGAGAGAAGUUGGGAUUGCCAUCUAUUGUCGCUAUGGUUGGUCAGGGAACAAGGAUGGAAAACAGGUCCUACGUCAGUGACAUUCUUGUGCUGGAAGAAUUAGGACACUAUGAAUCAUUUGCAGAUGCUGUAUUUUACACACUGCUAUUUGCUUAUAUUGCACUGCUGAUAACCAAUUUUGGCGUUCUUGUUAUCAUCAUUAGAGAGAAAAGCUUACACCAACCCAUGUACCUGCUAUUUUGCAACCUAACAGUUAAUGAUAUCCUUGGUAACACUGUUAUACUACCUCAACUGUUAUUUGACAUGGUUGCUAAAAACAGGUUAAUUUCUUAUAAUGCGUGUGUUUCACAGAUAUUUUUUACUCAUACUUUUGCCUCAGCAUCACACACCAUACUGAUCAUAAUGGCUAUUGAUAGGUAUGUGGCUAUAUGCAAUCCAUUGCGAUACAAUUCAAUAAUGACAGCUAAGGCAGUUGCAGUCUUGACUGUGUCUGCCUGGAGUUUUGUCAUUGUAUUAGUCGGUGUAUUAGUGGGUCUCACAACCAGGCUGUCUCGCUGUAGAUCACUUAUUCCAAAUUUUUAUUGUGACAAUGCCUCCUUGUUCAAGUUAUCUUGUGAAGAUGUGUCUAUUAAUAAUAUCUAUGGACUGUUUUACACUGUGGUGUUAUUUUCCUCCUCAAUGGGUACUGUUGCUGUCACAUACAUUAGAAUUGGUAUCACAUGCUGGACUAAGAAAAAUGCAGAACUCAAUAGCAAAGCCAUCCAAACAUGUACAAGUCAUUUAGUCUUGUAUCUGAUAUUGUUGCUGUCUGGAUUCAUUAUUAUUAUCAUGCAUCGGUUUCCAGAAGAUCGCUUUUUAAGAAAACUCAUGGCUAUUAUUUUUCUUGUUAUACCUGCCCAUUUGAAUCCAAUUAUUUAUGGACUACAGACUAAACAUUUAAGAUUGAAAAUUUUGCAAAUAUUUAAAAGGAAAAUCACUCAGUUAGGACAAUAACAAUUCUAAUGUACUGUAAAUGUUAUUAUACAUGGUUGUAUAAUGUUGUGAUUGCAAAUGGUGAAAUUGUUUUACAUAAGAAUGUUUUAAAAGAUGAUGAUUGUAUUAUACUGGACGUGUGAACCUUUCUUUUCUUGCUGAGGUAAUUGA